CUUGUUCUUUUUAACAUUCAAUGAAAAUUAUAUAUAUAUAUAUAUUUUUUUUUUUUACAUAAGUUACAUUUCAUCGUAUAAAUUUAGUUACUUUUUACGGCCUUUGACCACAACCAGCCGGCCUUUGACCACAACCAGCCGGCCUUUGACCACAACCAGCCGGCCUUUGACCACAACCAGACGGCCUUUGACCACAACUAGACGACCUUUGACCACAACCAGACGACCUUUGACCACAACUAGACGGCCACAGACCACAACUAGACGGCCUUUGACCACAACCAGACUACCUAUGAGCACCACACCAGCAAGCCGCCGAUCAACUACGAGGUAUCCAACUGGCUCCACCUCAACUCCACGGGACACCACUGACUCCACUUCAACUCCACAAGACACCACUGACACCACUUCAACUCCACGGGACACCACUGACAACACUUCAACUCCACGGGACACCACUGACAACACUUCAACUCCACGGGACACCACUGACACCACUUCAACUCCACAGGACACCACUGACACCACUUCAACUCCACAAGACACCACUGACACCACUUCAACUCCACAUGACACCACUGACUCCACUUCAACUCCACAUGACACCACUGACUCCACUUCAACUCCACAAGACACCACUGACACCACUUCAACUCCACAUGACACCACUGACACCACUUCAACUCCACAAGACACCACUGACACCACUUCAACUCCACAAGACACCACUGACACCACUUCAACUCCACAAGACACCACUGGCACCACUUCAACUCCACAAGACACCACUGGCACCACUUCAACUCCACAUGACACCACUGACACCACUUCAACUCCACAAGACACCACUGACACCACUUCAACUCCACAAGACACCACUGGCACCACUUGA
Candidula unifasciata is the source of this 892-nucleotide messenger RNA. The record is from the annotation of a GenBank genome assembly. Lineage: Eukaryota; Metazoa; Mollusca; Gastropoda; Stylommatophora; Geomitridae.